Molecule: messenger RNA, 1326 nt
Organism: Stegodyphus dumicola
Lineage: Eukaryota; Metazoa; Arthropoda; Arachnida; Araneae; Eresidae
Product: transforming growth factor beta regulator 1
Biological process (GO): regulation of cell cycle
Cellular component (GO): nucleus
Source: RefSeq, a predicted model, not a curated record
UUUGGUGCAAAAUUCAAAGAUUUGAAAUUUGUGUUUGUAAACAAUUGCCAUGUGAAUUAUUCAUAAAAAUUACUCUGUUAUUGUUAUGAACAUUAACAAUAUAGUUGAAUGAAAGUAAUGUAUAACUGAAUAAGCUUAAAAUAUAUGGAAGCUGAUAUAUUUAACGGAUUUAUAUCAGAGGAUGGUAGUCCUCACCUAGGACGGAAUGUUGUUAUACAUUCGUGCAAUGAACAAGAAAGUAGUAGCUCACCAUUUUUCCCCCAGAUUAAUCAGGGAAGGACAAAUGAUAAGCGUGCAGAAAGAAUUAGUAACGAUAUUUAUCGGGAGAAAUAUCGGAAAUUAAAGAAGGUGGCGAAGGGUUUUGUGUUUGAAAAUGCCUCUCUGUGUGAUGAAGUUGCUCGUUUGCAGGAGAAAAUUGUAAGAGCAAAAGAAGAGAGGCGGUUCCUUUUGAGAAAACUUUUGAAUUUUCAGUCAUCAAAGAUGGUUCUGCUCAGACUAAUCCUAUUGUUGGAUUACCUGUUACGGUUACUGCCUCCAGGAAAAGCUGUAAGUGGUGAUACUUCAGAAUCACAACCUAAGAAAAAGAACCCGGUGAAGAAACGGCCAGCUCCGAAAACAACAGAUGAAAACCCCAAACCUAGACCUAAAAAGAAAAGGGUUCCUGCUGAUAAACGAAUUGUCACUCCAAUACCUCUAGACUGUGCAGGACGUCCUAUAUUUCCUAUUGUGCUGGGAUCUUUAACAAUUCACAGCUUAGGAGUUAUAGUUCCUGAUAGACUGGGAUAUCAUACUGAAAACUGUAUCUAUCCCGUUGGGUUCUGUAGUUCUAGAACAUAUGCAAGUUUAAAAAAUCCCACUGUACUUUGUUUAUAUCAAUGCACUGUUACAGACAGUCCAUUUGGGCCACGAUUUGAAAUAACUCCUGAAGAUGAUCCCGGUCGUACUCUUGUGGGAAGUUCUCCUAAUGAAGUUCACAGUGCUCUUUUAAAAGCUAUCAAUAAUGUUUGUGGGAAGGAUAUUGUGAGCACUGAAGGUCAAGGAGCAAAAUUUUUUGGUUUAUCUCAUCCUACUGUACAGAAUUUGAUUCAGAGUUGUGCAGGUGCUCGCAAGUGUUCUGAUUAUCGUUGGGUCCAGUUUGAAGUAGCCAAGCCUCCUGAUGGUGAAGAUGAUAUUACAAUCAAGGACUUUGACCCUACUGUAAAUUUUGAUGUUCUUAUGCAUAUGGUAAAAGAAGGCACUCAGUUGUCUUGAUUUCACCAAUUGUAAGUCCAUAAAAUAAAUACAUAUUUUUUGUGAAUAAAGAGAUAGUAAUUUUGUGAACAAAAA